AUGGUCGUGCAAAUUGUGUCGACACUUUUGGCUCAUGUGCUUUGCACGUUUACCUUGUCCGGGGAUGUGUCCGAGGACGUGACUCUACGGCUGGCUUGCUCCGUUUCUGUCUUCGGUCUUGUCGUCUUCCUUCUUCCUUUCUUCUCUCAGCGGGAAACGGGCUCGGGGUUAUGCCUUCAUGCAGUCUGGAAACUCCAACAGCACCACGGACGUAGCCAGCCUCGUCACAAAUCAGUAUACGGAGCCAAGAAAAAGUCUCCGGAAUCGACCGUGGCAGCCAAAACCUUGGUCUUGGUGGACGGACUUUUGCCAUGUCCAGGCUCGCAAGCAAAGCUCGCCCUAGCUCCAUCGGUGGAAGCCAGAGAGUCGGAUUCAAUACCAUCUUCUCCGUGUCAAGCCAAAGCUGGUUUCCCUCCCACAUGA
This is a messenger RNA of Ustilaginoidea virens, 423 nucleotides long. RefSeq lists its product as uncharacterized. NCBI's taxonomy places the organism in Eukaryota, Fungi, Ascomycota, Sordariomycetes, Hypocreales, Clavicipitaceae. The record is from RefSeq and is a predicted model, not a curated record. The coding region runs from base 1 to 423 and encodes 140 amino acids. The transcript has 2 exons.